Hibiscus syriacus is the source of this 490-nucleotide messenger RNA. Its product is annotated as non-specific lipid-transfer protein 8-like. The transcript is spliced from 2 exons. Gene Ontology annotation, cellular component: membrane. Gene Ontology annotation, biological process: lipid transport. Bases 52 to 393 code for a protein of 113 amino acids. Gene Ontology annotation, molecular function: lipid binding. Lineage: Eukaryota; Viridiplantae; Streptophyta; Magnoliopsida; Malvales; Malvaceae. The record is from RefSeq and is a predicted model, not a curated record.
ACAGAAGCAGCGGUCGCCGAUUAAAGCUAAAGGUUUUAAGCAAGAACAGUGAUGGCUUGGAGAAUCGAAAUCUCGGUUAUGCUUCUUCUGUUGAUCGCUUCGACUUCGAAUGCCGCCAUUUCGUGCAGUGUGGUGAUCAAGGACUUGAGACCUUGCGUGAAUUACCUGGUGAACGGGACCGGGAAACCGCCGACGACUUGUUGUGCCGGGGCGUCUGCUCUGGCAUCCGCCGCGUCGUCGUCGGCUGACAAGAAGGCUGCUUGUGAGUGCAUCAAAUCUGCAGCUAAGAACAUGAAACCCAAAAACGAUUUAGCUCAGGCUCUUCCUUCUAACUGUGGAAUCACAUUGCCCGUCACCAUUUCACCCAAUGUCGAUUGCUCCAAGGUUGGUUGAAAACCGCAAGUGCCGUGGAUGGACACAUGAAGUAAUCGAAACUCCAUUUUAUAAUACUGGAAUCCUGUCAUGCUAUUUGGAUUCCUUCGACGAAUAA